This is a messenger RNA of Geodia barretti, 1215 nucleotides long. Lineage: Eukaryota; Metazoa; Porifera; Demospongiae; Tetractinellida; Geodiidae. The record is from the annotation of a GenBank genome assembly.
AUGUGCGAGGUCUGGUGGGACGAUUACCGCUUCAUUCUCAUCGACACCGGAGGUCUGGAAACAAAGCCUGAGGGCCACAUCAACGAGAGGGUGCAGGAACAAGCGGAAAUGGCCGUGUCCGAUGCCGACGUGGUUGUGUUUAUGACCGACGUGACGGACGGGUUGACGCCCACGGACCAUUUGGUGGUCGAUCGGCUGAGGCGCACCUUCAAGCCCGUUAUCCUGACGGUAAACAAGGUGGACAACGAGUCCCGCGAACUCAGCGCCGCUGAAUUCUACCAACUGGGGUUCGAUGACCCGCUGCUGAUCAGCGCCUACCACAACCUGGGCGUAUACCAGUUGAUGGAGCGUAUCUGCGCCCUCUUGCCGUACCCGGAAGAGCCGACAGAAGAGGAAGCGGAGGACCCGGCCGCAGGCGCAUUAAACCUGGCGAUCGUUGGCAGGACCAAUGUGGGCAAAUCCAUGAUGCUGAACAGCAUCCUGGGCGAAGAGCGUUCCAUCGUCUCACCUGAAGCGGGCACUACCCGGGACGCGCUGGAUACCGCGUUCAGUUACGAUGGCAACGAUGUUGUUCUAGUGGACACCGCCGGCAUCAGGCGGCGAGGCCAGGUACAACGGGGGAUAGAACAGUACAGUGUAAUCAGGGCCGUCAACGCGGUGAGCCGAAGUGAUAUUACGUUGUUGGUCACCGACGCCACGGAGAUGGCGACCGCUCAGGAUGCCCAUAUAGCCGGGUUAGCUUGGGAUAUGUGCCGCGGGUUGGUGGUAGUGGUGAACAAGUGGGACUUGGCCCGGGACGGAGACCGUUAUGCCCAGCACAGGGCCGAAGCCAGGGUAAAGACCCGCCUUCAUUUCAUGCCUUACGUCCCGGUCUGUUUUACGUCGGCGUUGCACGGCCAGGGUAUAAACGUGGUGAUGCGGACCGUGCUGGAACUGCGGCAGGAGCGGUCCCGCUUCGUUCCGGCCAGAGAACUGCAAUACAUGCUGGCGGACGCCUUGGCGAGUCACACACCGCCGCCGGUGAAGAGGCGUCCUCGGGAGAGGCUGUUUAUCAGCCGGGUGAGACAAGUUGGCGUAAACCCUCCUACCUUUCUCUUCACGGUCAACAGUCCUGAUCUAGUACACUUCUCUUAUCAACGGUACUUGGAAAAUCGUAUCCGGGACACCUUCGGAUUCGACAGGACUCAUUUAAGGUUGGUGUUCAAGAGACAAUGA